UUAAAUAAAAAAUGCAACAAUCUUCACUUAAUCUUUAUUUUUCAUCUCCGCGUGCUUCAACAAUUUCUGCUAAUGCUUUAAGCGAAAAUAAAUUGCGUCGAGCAAAAUCAACGCCUAGAGGGAACAGAAAGGUGUCCUCAAUGCUUAAAUCUAUUGAAAAUGCGAAACAAACAAUUCUGGAUGUUGGGCAAAAGGGGAUUGGAAUGGAGCAUUGUGUGAAGGUUUGGGGGGUUUUGUGGGGGAUAUUUUGUCAUCUUCGACUUUUUUGGUUUAGAAAUACAUUUAUUGUCAAUUACUGAAUUUUUGGGGUCCGGAAAGCUGAUAGAAAUGAAACUGAGUAUCG
Messenger RNA from Meloidogyne enterolobii, 343 nucleotides. NCBI's taxonomy places the organism in Eukaryota, Metazoa, Nematoda, Chromadorea, Rhabditida, Meloidogynidae. The record is from the annotation of a GenBank genome assembly.